GGUUGGGAGAACGUUCUCUCGCAAGAAGCGGUGAAAGCUCCACAGUGAUUGGGCAAACGAUGAUUGAUGGUGCGGUUUGAAAACCAUCGGAUGGGAAAAUUUCAUCUUCUGAUUGAUUCAUUGUUUUUCUUUUGUUUCUGCUUCUUGCAUGGAGAUUCUUCCAUGGCUUCAAGAACCCAAUUGUCAUGAGAUGGAUCAGAAUCAUGGGGCUGCGUUGAUGUCAGACCUGAAGCUCACAUGUUCUUGCAAAAGCCCUUCUAGAGCUGUUGCGGGGUGGACCUGCAAGAAAGAUAUAUGGUUCAACACUUUCCGCUACUCUAGCUCAGUUGUUACCGAGAGGGCUAGAUAGAAGCAAAUAGAGUUCGAAGGAAUAAAUCUGGAAGUACAUA
This is a messenger RNA of Cuscuta campestris, 389 nucleotides long. The record is from the annotation of a GenBank genome assembly. Lineage: Eukaryota; Viridiplantae; Streptophyta; Magnoliopsida; Solanales; Convolvulaceae.